This is a messenger RNA of Podarcis lilfordi (Lilford's wall lizard), 6150 nucleotides long. The record is from the annotation of a GenBank genome assembly. NCBI's taxonomy places the organism in Eukaryota, Metazoa, Chordata, Lepidosauria, Squamata, Lacertidae.
CUCUCUCUCUCUGUGUGUGUGUGUGUGUGUGUGUGUGUCUGCCUGUCUGUCUGUCUGUCUGUCUCUGUCUCUGCGCCUCCGCUCCCCACACUGAAUGAUUGAAGUCUCUGGCGAGGGUGGCGCUGCAGAGAAAAGCCGUCGAAACGUCCGGAAACAUUUCUGGCGUUAAUAGGGGAAAGUUGAUCAGAAGAGCGGGGUCGAGAUGCAGGAUCCAGUUCACACUGCCCUGCCAUAGCUGUCGACGUUUCCAUUUUUUUAAGGGAAAUUCCCUCAUUCCGAAGGGAAGAAUGAGGGAAGAAAGAAAAGAGAAAAGUUUCCUUUCCUCGCAAGAAAAGGGAAAAGUUGACAGCUAUGUGCCCUGCUCUUGGCACACUUUUGCUGCUUUUUUUGGAAAGGUCGUUCUCGGAAUGGGGUGCCCCAGUGGUGGAGAAUGCCCCGUCCCUCGCCGUUAAAACCAAGAGGAAGAGACGCCCCUCGCUGGCAUUUCCUGUUGCAAGGAGCCGGGAGAGGGAGGAAAGCCACGCAGCCACGCGGGCAACUCGCUUCUGCAGCUCCGCUCGGCCGCCCGGCCGGGAACAUUCUCCGAUGGAAAGAGCCUUCCUGUUGCAGCUGUUGCUCUUGUUUUGGCAAGCCCUACGAUGGAAGCGGGGACUCAGUGCUUGUGGGGGACAGAGACUCCUCUCGCAAUUUAAUUUCUUAACAUUAUUCAUUCCUGAGCAUAAGACUUUUCUUAACAGCCAGUCUUUGCAAAGAGAGCAAUUCUUCUCCUCUCCCACAAACCACAUUCAACGAUACACUUCCGUAGAGAAGCAAAUAUCACUUUUUCUUGCGGACUUUUCCUCUUCAGAGUGUUUCUGUACUUUCCUCUGUGUAAAUCGCACACUGUUUGUCCUGUAGAGCAAGAAGACCUGCGCAAGCAGUUGGUGUUUCCAAAGGCUGGGGAAGAGACUAAGCAUCAUUGUAUCUCCCCGACAUUUGCCUCUUGCAGCUGCCAGACUCCUCUGGAGAAGGAUUUUGGAGCCAGCUGUAUGCCAUCUUCCCCUCCCCUCUGAACUGUAUUUAAGGCAGGCUGUUUGGAGUGUAGCAACACCCGUGCGAGAAAUUUCAUUCUCCGUUAAUUCUUGUGUUGCUUUGUAUCCAUGUACUAAAGCCUCUGGGUUUGUUUGUGGUUUUUUUUUGGGGGGGGGGAUAAUAUUAAAUUUAUUCUUUUUUGGCCAAAUUGUUUAUUUCUGUCAUUUUUUAAAUUUACCGUCAUAUUUUGUAUAUUGUACAUUUUUAUUUCCAGUGCUCUUUAUUUUGCUGUUUUCAACGUUUGCUGUGAGCCACUUUGAAGCUGUCCUUCUUACAGUGGUGAAACAGAUGCCACAAUGACCACAGGCAGGACCUGAGCUCAACAGCAGCAGGUCUCCCCAUUAGUGAGUCCCAGAAACAGCCAGUCUGGUGCAUGACUGCCACUGAUGCCUCCCUGCACUUCUGGAGAGAUACGAUGGUGGAUUUUUCUCACAGAAGACCUCUUCUUCGGACUAUUGCUGUACUCUUCCAUGGGUAAGGACUUCUCUGCUUUCUCCCUCAAAAAACAAAACAAAAACCCCACCUAAAUGCAUGGAGGGGGCGCUCUGAGUUUCAUUUGUAAUGAAGAGGGAAAUUAUUGGCAAUAUUGGUUACUAGCACUCAGGGCCUCCUCUCUCCAGCUGGAACCCUCCAAGAACACUCUUGCUGGCUUCAAAGGAAGCUCCGCCAGAAGGCUUUUGAAAGUUUAAUUCUCUGUGUGAUAUUUGUUACUGUGCUGAACCUGCGGGGACAAUUUGUGUGUAUGAUGAAGGUGAUCAUCUCCCCUGAAGGUGUGGAGUGAAAUGGGAUAAAAACACUGGAUAUGGUGACUGCAAGUCGACCUCGUCUCUAGGGCAGAAAUGUUUUCCUGCAGGCUUUUUUCCUGUGAUAUGCCAUUCAUUAACCAAUACAAAAUAAAUGUCAGAUAAGAGCAAGGGUAGGCAACCUAAGGCCCAUGGGCUGGAUGCGGCCCAAUCACUGCCUCAGUCCGGCCCGCAGACAGUCCGGGAAUCGGCGUGUUUUUACAUGAGUAGAAUGUGUCCUUUUAUUUAAAAUGCAUCUCUGGGUUAUUUGUGGGGCACAGGAAUUCGUUCAUAUAUUUUUUCCAAAAUAUAGUCCGGCCCCCCACAAGGUCUGAGGAAUGGUGGACUGGCCCACGGCUGAAAAAGGUUGCUGACCCCUGGUUAAGAGCAAACAGCGAAUUAGAGAAGCCAACCAAUGAGCAGAAAAAGGCGACUGGGGAUCUUGGUGGAACAGAAUCAGUUUCUUCUCUGAACUCUGUAUUAAUUUAACUUGUUUUCACACAAAAAUAGUGCAGAAUCAUUUUUUCCUAAAACACACAUGCAGAUUGUUUUCAGAUUGCUGCUUAGAAUAAUUUUUCAGUGGGUUAGAGCUUUCUAUGCUGAGUUUUCAACAGACGUUUUGCAAACUGCUUUGAGAAUUUCUUACCACAAAGCAGUAUAUAAAUCUUAUGAACUGAAAUAAACUUUUGUUCCUUGUUUGGGGAAAUUCUACUACUUUUUUCAGAAUUUUUCCUUGUGACAAUUACACAGAGCCAGAUGUCCCCCAAAAUAUGACCAAUCGGCAGCUUUGAAAAGACUUAAGCGUUUAAUCAAUUGCUUUUUCCCCCCUACAGAUGAAGUUCAGACAUUACUGAACAACAAUGAUACUAAUUUCAACCUUUGUUUGUAUCUCCUCCCCCACCACCUGCCCCUCAAUAGAAGCUUUAAGGCAUCCAGUGGGGAAUCCAACCCAUCAGGUGAAUAGGAUCCUGGGAGGAUCUGUCUCAUUUUCUGUCAGUGUAUCCCAAAGAAUAACAAUUGAGAAAAUUGAAUGGGACUUCCGCCCAAAAACUGGUGGUCUGGGCCUUUGGCUUAGUGAAGACAGACAUGGGAAACUAGAUCACCCAAAUCCCACUGAGCGGUUGGGAGAACGGCUAGACAUGGCAAACCAGAAAAUGCUGAGGAUUAAAGACCUGGAGUUGAAUGACAGUGGGAUAUACACAGCUCGUGUUUGGUUUACAAAAGUGCAGUUUCAGGAACAGAGUUUCAGCCUCACUGUUUAUGGUAAGCUGUUAUUUUCACUGUCUUGAUAAAGGAAUAGGAUCAACAGCAUUUUCUUACGUAGGUAUUGAGAGGCAUGUGGGACAUAGGCUUCAUGUCACUUUUCAUUUGUGUUCCACAGAGCCAGUGCCAACACCACAGAUAGACCACCAAGUGGAUUCCAAGACUCCAGGUGGAUGUAAUGUGACCUUGCGAUGCCACACACCUGGAAGGAAAGAUCUCAGUAUCUCCUGGGAAACAGGGGGUCCACACAGGGCCUUAGGAAAGAGUGUGAAUCAGUACCAGGUUUCUGACAAUGGCCGGGAGCUCCGUGUCUCCUUCUGGAACAGUUCUUUCAACUCCAAAUUCACCUGCCUGGUCAGCAAUCCUGUUGGUCAAAAGAGAGCCUCGUUUGACUUGCUCAACAUCUGCCAGAGUGAUGAAGGUGAGCAAUAUAUGCUUUCCUUCAUUAUCCAGAGGAGGUGCUUGUGGUGGUGAAUACGCAGACUGGCCCUUAGCAUGAGGGAUUUGAGGAAAUGUGUUUGUAUUAAUAAAUGCCCCUCUUCAUAUGCUUGUGAGCAGGAUUGGAGCAAACACAGAGCUCCUUGAAGACUGCCCUGAUCCUGUGAAUUGCUGCUGCUGCCCCCAUCUCCUCCUAUUCCUAGCUUAAGACAUUGAUUCAGGGCAGGCAAGUGUGUCUGACAGGGCAUUCACAGCCCAAAUCAUCGCAAUGGAAACGGGACAGAUUAGAAACACUUGCUUAUCUCUUGUUAUUUAUUCUACUGCUCUUGGCCAGGUGUGAGCAUGAGGCUCUGAAUCUCGGGGUCAUGGGUUCAAGCCACUCCUUGGGCCAAAGAUUCCUGCAAAGCAGGGGGUUGGACUGGAUGACUCUAGUUGUCCCUUCCAACUCUACAAUUCUAUGAUUCUAUGAGAGUCAGUCAUUCUGUCGGUUGUUAUUAGAGCAUGUUUUGAGAAACUCUUAUUGUUCAUUGCAGGUGGAGAGCUUGGACGUUCAAGUUGGAUUCUAUGGCUUAUCCCUUCCCUCCUAGUUCUGGUGAUAAUGGGGAUGGGGAUGGGGAUGGGGAUGUGCUGGAAGAUCAGAUUAGAAAGGAAUAGAAGAGGUAGGACCAUCUCUAUUGAUAUUCCCAUCUCUCCUGAGAUGGGGGCUUCCUGCCAAAUAUACUGUGAGGGGAAUCAGAGCUUACAGGGUUAAACAGCUCAGAGUCCAGCAUCCUGCCUACUGAGGGGUGGAGUUCCACAUCCAGGGAACUGUUCUCUGUUCUGUGUCUGGUUUCAGUUGUGACCCAGAAGGGAGAAGGGAGACAUUUUGCUGAUUUAUUACUGCUGUAAAUAAACUCUACAAGAUUAGAAAGAAGCGGAGUAAAGACUCUGUUUUCUGCAUUCUUGCACACACACAGCACCCACUGUGUUUACUCUGCUAUGGUCCGGAGGAGCAGCGAUGCAGUGGAAGCCUACCGGACCCUAAUUACACCACAUAUACAUGUACCUUUCUUUUGCUUAUCCUGAGACGCAGAGACUGGUCAGUGCCAUGGACUCAGUAAUGUGUCUCAUUUUGCACUCCACAGGUGUUCUCUCUGUGAACUCAGAAAGGAGCCACACAGAAGAUGGGAUGAUGAGGUGAGAUGAUCAGUGCGCAAAGGAAUGAAGGGGUGAUUGGUAGAUAAUAACAAUGAAAAUAUCUGAUACAUUUGGGAGGCAUUUAUGAUGUUAUUAUUAAAGUUGCAAUCUGUUAUUUUUGAAGAAACAACAGCAACAGCAGGAACAAGUGGAUUUCAAACAAGCCAGUGACCUGAUAAUGAAUGGCAAUCAAUUUGGCACAACCCUUCCCUACGAACCAUCUCUGCUCACCUGCAGGAAGCUUCUCUUAAAAUUAUCUUUUGCCGGCUCUGGACUCCAUCACUUACAACCAAGAUAAACUCUAGCAUCUCUCCCUUAUGCUGGAAAGGCUCAUAUUUCCUUGUGUGGUGGAGCUCCAUGUUGUAAUACUCCUAUUUCCAAAAUUAUGCAACAAUCCCUUCCACCCACAUCAGCUCUUGCCUUGUUAACAUUAGACUCAAAUUUAAACAAUAACUUUAAAUGCAGAGACUUUGUAUUUUUACAAUGGCCAAUACUGGAAACAACCUAUAGAUAUCCCCACUGAAAUCUGGGUAAAUAUCUGAACGCCUUACUCACCAUAGGAAGUUAAUUAAAGGCACUUCAAAAUAGACACUUUUGGCGAGACUUUGCUUCCAUUCUUUUUCCUUUAUAAAAUGAGACAGAGUAUACUUUUAUUCCACGCACAGCAUAAGAAUCUCUGUGGAGAGGCUACUUGAAUUGAUAAUGCAUAAAUAAAUGUAUUGCUUGUGUACUGUGUGCUGCAUAUGAAACUUAAUAAGAAUGUACCACUGGGCAAAUUACUGUAUUUGUAUGUUGCUCUUGUAUUUACAUUAAAACAAUAAAAAUUAUUUGGAUUAAAAACAACAACAGGCCAGUGACCCAAACCUCCUGAUCAAAAGACCUAACAAAUGGAUUAUGGCACAAGGGGAGGCAGGCAGCUUGUGCAAAGAUCCUGUUCCCAUCAGGGGAACAUGCAUGCUCAGUUGAAGUGAGCAGAAUUGAACCCUCCCCUCUCCAGCUAGUGAACGGAGAAUUCAGGCCUCUGGGCACAGGGCUCUGCUUCCCACUUCCUUGCCCCAGUGAACCCAGCAGGAUUGUGCUCUCCCCAGCACAGGUGAGGAUGCAGCACAGGUGAGGACCCUUCCGGCUCAAGCCCCAGCCCCGGCUCAGCUGGUUCUGGAGGCGGGGAAUCCUGUGCAGGCUGGGAUUCCUCAGGUUCAGCCUCCAAGUCCGAAUCCCAGGCCAUCACACCCUGAAGUGUGUGUCCCUUUUUUUGGAUUACAACCUAUUUUGGGGGGGAGGCCCCAUUGGUAAAACAGCUCCUUGGGUUACAACCUGUUUUGCUUUACAACCGGACCUCCAGAACAGAUUAUGGUUGUAAACCAAGGUAUCACUGUAUAUUCCUAGCCAGAAAUAUUCAUGAAUUUUGUGAGGAGGAGCC